GAACAUGUCUCUGGCUCUGGGAGCAUCUGCCAGCCUGCAGUCCACAAAAAUGAAAAAAGACGAAUCCUUCCUGGGGAAGUUAGGAGGAACCCUGGCCAGGAAGAAGAAAUCCAAAGAAGUGAGUGAUCUCCAUGAGGAGGGGAAGAAUGCUAUAAAUGCACCACUGCUUCCAGCAGGGACAGAAAUCCAUCCAGAAGAUACUUUGCUCGAGAAGUUGUCGGGCCGGAAGCUGAACGUGGCGGAGGUUACCCAGUCAGAGAUCGGACAGAAGCAGAAGCUUCAGACCGUUUUGGAGGCUGUCAACCGUCUGCUGAGGCCUCACGGCUGGAGCAUUGAGUGGAGCGUGGACACUAUCCAUUCAAAGAACCUGGUGGCAAUCGUUUACCUUCUGGUUGCUCUUGCCAUCCACUUCCAGGCCCCCAUCAGAUUACCUGAGCAUGUCUCUGUCCAGCUGGUGGUAGUCAAGAAGAAAGAAGGAAUCCUGCACACUGCUCUAGUGACCAAGGAGCUGACGAGCACCACAGAGAUGAUGCUGGGACGAUUUGAGAGGGAUGCAUUUGACACUUUGUUGGAUCACGCUCCUGAAAAGCUCAAUGUUGUCAAAUCGUCACUUAUCACCUUUGUGAACAAACACCUAAACAAGCUGAACUUGGAGGUUACUGAGCUGGAAUCUCAGUUUGCAGAUGGAGUGUACUUAAUUUUACUGAUGGGGCUGCUGGAGGAUUAUUUUGUACCUCUGUACAACUUUUUCCUGACUCCUGAGAGCUUUGAGCAGAAGGUUCACAAUGUAGUGUUUGCCUUUGAACUGAUGCAGGACGGAGGCCUGAAAAAACCAAAAGCAAGGCCAGAAGAUGUUGUCAACCUAAACCUGAAGUCCACUCUCAGAGUCCUUUACAACCUGUUCACCAACUACAAAAACUCUGACUGACUGUGAUGAGGCUUCAGCUGAUAUGUGAAUGCUGCCCUAUGCCUGCUGACAUCAUUACAGUCUGGACACUGAAAAAGACCACUUGGGACUGGAACACAUCGUUAUGUGCAGCCUAAAAAGACUCCCGGGGGAGGAGAGAAA
Molecule: messenger RNA, 1069 nt
Organism: Nematolebias whitei (Rio pearlfish)
Lineage: Eukaryota; Metazoa; Chordata; Actinopteri; Cyprinodontiformes; Rivulidae
Gene: parvb
Product: parvin, beta
Biological process (GO): lamellipodium assembly; establishment or maintenance of cell polarity; actin cytoskeleton organization
Cellular component (GO): focal adhesion; actin cytoskeleton; cytoplasm
Molecular function (GO): actin binding
Source: RefSeq, a predicted model, not a curated record